Molecule: messenger RNA, 1654 nt
Organism: Closterium sp. NIES-67
Lineage: Eukaryota; Viridiplantae; Streptophyta; Zygnematophyceae; Desmidiales; Closteriaceae
Source: the annotation of a GenBank genome assembly
GUCAAACAUUCUAUGGAAAACGAGGCGACCGACAUCAACAAACUUUGCGCUUCGGUCCCAGAUGACUUGGCAAAAAUCAUUCGGGAAUAUCCCGAUAUUUUUCCGGACGACUUGCCAAGUGGACUGCCACCCGAACGACCCCAAGACCACAAAAUCGAGUUGGAGCCCGGCAUGCAGCCUACUGUACGAACUCAAUGGCGCCUGACUCAGCCCGAGCUACACGAAUUACGGAACCAACUUGACUACCUGCUGGCAAAAGGGUUUAUUCGGCCGAGCACGUCCCCGUUCGCAGCACCGAUCUGGUUCACCCCAAAGAGGGACGGUGGACUUUGCAUGUGUACGGACUAUCGUGCCCUUAAUUGGGUAACGAUAAAAUCGCGCUACCCAAUCGCACGCAAGGGCGAGCUGAUUGACAAACUUCGCGGAGCUCGCUACUUUUCGAAGAUCGACCUUCGUGGCAGUUACCAUCAAAUUCGGGUGUUCGCUGACAUCUGUCACGAAACCGCGCUUCGUACUCGCUACGAGAGUUACGAAUACAUGCCUUUUGAAGUCAUCACCGACGCACGUGACAUCGCCAUCGGAGCAGUGCUCAUGCAAGAUUUCGGCAAUGGUCUUCAACCAAUCGCGUACGAGUCUCGGAAAAUGCAAUCUGCUGAGUGCAACUACCAGGUAUACGACAAGGAGAUGCUGGCGAUUGUCCACACAUUCAAAAUCUGGAGGUGCUACCUGAUUGGAGCAGACGUGACGGUGCGAACCAACCAGAAAUCCCUACAGUACCUGAGGGCGCAGCCGAAUCUCAACCCGGGCAGAUACGCUGGCUGGACUAUCUGGAAUAUGGUAACAGACGUGCAGCAUUACGUGGCCGUGUGUCCAAUCUGCCAGCGAAUGAAAUCAUCACAUCAGCGACCGACAAGACUUUUGCAGCCCCUCGAGCCACCUCAACGCCCAUGGCAACACGUGACGAUGGAUUUCGUUACAGGUCUGCCAGCCGGAUCCAGCAAAAACGACGCAGUAUUGGUUGUCAUCGACCAAUUGACGAAAACGAUGCAUUUUGCACCAUGUUGUACAACCAUCACAGCCGAAGAAACCGCACGACUGUUCAUCUCGACCGUUGUUCGCCUACACGGGAUACCAGCAGCAAUCAUACGCGGUCGAGACCCGAAGUUCACGUCAAAUUUUUGGCAAGACAUGUGGGCUCGGUAUGGCAUGCGCCUACAAUUCUCAUCCGCUUAUCAUCCCCAAACGGACGGUCAGACAGAGAGGACAAACCAAAUGAUGGAACAACUGAUAUGGACAAACUGCUCUGACCGAAACAAAUGGGAGGACGCGCUUCCCAUGUUGGAAUUCUCCUACAACAAUGCGCCCUCAUCUACGACUAAUCACUCCCCGUUCUACAUCAAUUACGGGAUGGACCCGACAGUACCUAUCUCUACCAACGUUGAGAGAUAGCUUGUAUGGUGUUGGAGUGCCAGAACCCAUCAGGGUCGAAGUCGGGGUCAAGAUCCGGCGGGUGUGUCCAGGCGGCGAACGACACGAUUCCGUCGCUGUCGGCAGUACCGCGGUCGGGGACGAAGUCCAACACGAAGACGCCGGACUUCAGGAGAGCACGACCGAUGAAGAGACCGCCCUUCCCGUGGUAAAGGCGAAACUCGUU